This is a messenger RNA of Monoraphidium neglectum, 406 nucleotides long. RefSeq lists its product as hypothetical. Gene Ontology annotation, molecular function: ATP-dependent peptidase activity; serine-type endopeptidase activity; ATPase binding. NCBI's taxonomy places the organism in Eukaryota, Viridiplantae, Chlorophyta, Chlorophyceae, Sphaeropleales, Selenastraceae. The transcript has a single exon. The record is from RefSeq and is a predicted model, not a curated record. The annotation marks the transcript as partial. Gene Ontology annotation, cellular component: endopeptidase Clp complex. Gene Ontology annotation, biological process: protein quality control for misfolded or incompletely synthesized proteins.
AUGAGCACCCUCCCGUCCAGCAGCAGCACCUUCAGCAGCGGCGCGCGGCCACAGCCGCGCCGGCAGCAGCGCGCCGCCCGCGCGCCCCGCCGCGCCGCUGCCGCCGCCCCCCGAGCUGCGCUCUGGACGCCGCCGAGCCGCGGCGCCGGCGGCGCGCCGCGGGAGCCGCAGCAGGGCUGGACCAACGGCGUCAGCGUGGCGCCGAUCCAGGCCAACGGGCAGCCGAUCAUGGCGCCGCGGACGGCCGAGAUGGCGGGCGACCCCUUUGGCCUGCUGCUGCGCCAGCGAAUCGUGUUUUUGGGCGGCGAGGUCGACGACUUUGGGGCGGACGCCAUUGUGAGCCAGCUGCUGCUGCUGGACCAGCAGGACGCGACUAAGGACAUCAAGCUGUUCAUCAACUCGCCCG